CUGACUCCAGACCAGCCGUGUGUGGUUUAUCAAACUGCGACUGUGCAGUGCAGUCUUGUUUAAGUCGCGCUCUGAUGACGUCGCACUGAGAGGAGUCGGACAGAAAGCGACCCUCCAGCAUCACCGGUGCCGUCGUAGCCCCUCGCCACAGCAGUGCAGUCGGGUAAAUUGAAGCUGGAAGGAGGAGAAAUGCUCGGUGCUGUCUGGACUCGUCAGGCUGGAAGCCACACUACUGACUGAUGCAUCCUCGUUCAGCUCACCCCUCCGUAUGCCGUCGAUGUUGUUGGCCUGGCUGUACACGGUGGCUCACUGAGGAGAACGAGGGAAGUCCCAGCGGCUGUUGGUUGGUGGGCGGCGUGCGUGGUUGCCACGGUAACUGGCGACCAUGCCAGGAGGUCGCAGGGGUCCCAGCAGACAGCAGCUAAGUCGCUCUGCUCUGCCAUCCCUGCAGACUCUGGUUGGAGGCAACCUUGGCAAUGGUACAGGACUCAGGAACAGGAGCAGUAACUCGGUGGGUUUGUCCGCACCCCCCCUCUCGGCCCUCAUCACUCCAGAGCCUGUCCGCCACUCGAGGAUUCCCGAGCUGCCGUUGGAUAGCAGCCUGCUGUUUGAGUUCCUGCUCUUUCUCUACUUGCUGGUGGCCUUGUUUGUCCAGUACAUCAACAUAUACAGGACGGUCUGGUGGUACCCAUACAGCCACCCUGCUGCCUCUACCUCGCUUAACUUUCAUCUAAUGGACUACCACUUGGCUAUUUUCAUCACUGUCAUGUUGGCCAGGAGGCUUGUUUGGACAAUAGUUUCAGAGGUCUCUCAGAGCAGCGGUGGAUCACUGCUCCGCUACGUGGUUCUGAUAGCAGCCCGGCUCAGCCUGCUGACCAUGUGUGGCUGGGUUCUCUGCUGGACGCUGGUCAACCUCUGCAAGAACCACUCUGUUCUCAACCUGCUCUUCCUGGGAUACCCAUUUGGUGUGUACGUCCCGCUCUGCUGUUUCCAUCAGGAGGGGGGUAAAAGCCAAACGGCGCCGCCUGACUGCGAUUACCCAGCCGACCACCAGCAGACUGAACUAACGGAGACCCCGUUCUUUCGCCCACGUGACUUCCUCUUCCUGUUGCGAGAGAACCUCAGAGAGCAGUUUUCCAGCCCCCCGCACAUGCCUAUCCACACCUGUCCGCCACACACACACUCGCACACACCGGAGUUGAUUCGUGCAGAGGUGGAGGAGCUGAAGAGCGACUUCAACCGGCGGAUCAAGGAAGUGCUGUUCAACUCCCUGUUCAGUGCUUACUAUGUCGCCUUCCUGCCUCUCUGCUUUGUCAAGAGCACCCAGUACUAUGACAUGCGCUGGUCAUGUGAGCAUCUGAUAAUGGUGUGGAUCAAUGCGUUUGUGAUGCUGAUGAGUCAGCUGCUGCCCCCCAGCUACUGCGACCUGCUUCAUCGCUCUGCAGCUCACCUGGGCCGCUGGCAGAAACUGGAGCACGGCUCAUACAGCAAUGCACCUCAGCAUGUGUGGUCAGAAAGUACCAUUUGGCCUCAGGGGGUGUUGGUACGACACAGUCGAUCUCUUUAUAAGGCAGUUGGGCCCUAUAAUGUCGCUCUGCCCUCUGAUGUCUCUCAUGCAAGGUUUUAUUUCCUGUUCCACAAGCCAUUGCGGAUCCUGAACCUGCUGAUCUGGAUCGAGUCCAGUGUGGUUUUGUACCAGUUAUACUCUCUGCUGCGCUCUGAGCGUUGGAACCACACGUUGUCUCUGGGCCUUAUUCUCUGCUGCAACUAUUAUGUCCUUUUUAAACUGCUCCGAGACCGUAUAGUGCUGGGCAAAGCCUACUCAUACCCUCUGUCCUCCAACAGUUUGGGGCUGAAGUCGCAGUAAAGGCUCUUCACAGUGAGACCUCACCUACGAACUCUGGAUGUGGAGGGGAGCUGGGUGGAGGUCUGGUAGAGAUCAGGGGGUUUAUUUGGCGCUCUUGCUUGGAGGUUAAGGGACAGACUGUGAACUCAUGAUCGUGUUUUGAUACGGUUCUAUUUUUAAUGCAAUGUUUAUAUAUACCUAUUUAAAAGAAUAUUUUUAUUUUGUAUACUAUUUCGAGUUACGCCGGGCAUUACCACGCUGACAACAUUAGCAUGUUGUGUUAUGUUGUUGCUAGGUGACAGGGAGGUCAGGGAAUGCCAGGAGGUGACUUUCACCAAAGAUAUUUUAAGUGCAGGUGGCCAAUCACAGAGUGUACUUGGCUUCUGACAGUCAGUUCAAUCAGACGAUCAAUCCAGAGCAGUGGAAGGAGUUGUGCCUGAGAUCCUGAAUCCUGAUUGGGCCGUUCUGCUUCAACCUUGAGGCACUAGAACCAGUGAAACAGAUGUUGAGGUUAAUGUUGGCAGUACGCAAACACUGUCACUGCUCUAGGCACCUUUCCCUUGGGAAUUUAAAGCAGUACAUUGAAAUGUGCUGUUUGUUUUCUGAUUGAGAGUUAAAUGAGAUGAUAGAGACUAAUUAAAUGUGAGGCUACAGCAUGCGGACACGGAGCUUAAAGGACAAGUUCACCCAGAAAUGGAAAUUUAAUCAUCAUCUCCUUGCCUUUAUGCCGAUGGAAAGUCGGGUGAAGUUUUCUAGUCCGCAAAAACAUUCCUGGAGCUUCUCAGCAAAAUGGCAAGUAGAAUUCUACUAAACAACUCAAGAAGCUUCACGGACCUAGUUUUGAUUCAUAGAAAAACUUAAAACGGUGCCAUACAGCUCAUCCAGAAGUCUGCCGAUUACCAGAGAUCCAUUUGAUUUGAAAAGACAUUAUUUACACCUUCAGUCAAGCUCUUCACCUGCUAAUUCUAGCUCAGCCGUUACAGUGUAAUAUUUCUGCUUUUAAAAGGGUGAAAAUAACAUUCUCACAUUUAUUAUGGAUCUCAGGAGUCAAUUACAUUGGACAAUAUAUAAGAAUCUACUUUUUAUAUUAUUUUUAUUUUUCAAUUGUUUCAGGUCCACAUCUAAUUCUAAUGCUUCACAGUAGCAUGCAUCACUGUUAAGUUGUGAAGCUCCAGAAAUGUUUUGAGGACUACAAAAACGUAUCCUUCAUCAUUAGCACAAAGACUAGAAAUGGGUGGAAACAGCUAGCCUAGUUCUAUCAAUGCUGAAAACAACUGCCUACAGCAUCUAUAAAACUCACUGAUUAACACAUAAAGUCUUCUUUGUUUAAUUCAAAUAAAAAUAACAGUGUAACACUUUUACAGAUUUUAUCUGCCAUUGCUUGACAACCAUAAAGCCUCCAAUAAGUUGAUGUGGUAAAUGAUACAUUUCCUCCUGUAAAAUAGAAAACGUUUGAUCCAUUGAUACAGUUAGCUUUAAAGGUGCUGGUCGGCAGAUUGUGUGACCUGGCCAGGCUUGCCGUUUCCCCUCGUUACCAGAUGAGUAAAUUAGCUGCAUGCUUCAGCUUCACAUUUGAUGUGCUGAUGAAAUCCAACCCAUCUAACUCGCCACCAGAAAGAAAAUGUUGUACUUCCCAAGAUUCUGAACUUCGCUUUAACCAGAGCAUCAGUGGGGAUUUUUAAAAUGUUCCUACAAACUGACCUUUUUAGAUCAGCAUGUAGGAAAAACAGCUUAGGUACUCUCGUCCACUGCCUCUGCAGAGAAUGCUGUAUUCUUCCUCACUCAUUUUGUUACUGUGUUUUUACUACGAGUGUCUGCUUGUCUCUCACCAUUGGCUAUCUGGAGGGCAGUUACAGUACCAGCCUUUAAAAACGCACACCAGGGCCUCAGCAACUGAGGAGGGAUUGAGGUACUAUCUUUGAACUCAAAGCACACCUUAAACUAUGUCCGUUUGACGGUUAAAAUGUCAGAAGGUGUCGUUAUCUUGUCACACAGCCCUUCCUGCCCUGGUUGUGAUUACUUUGAAGGGCUGCUGCUGUACCAGGUGAUUAUUUAAGUACAAAAUCAUACUGAUGUCGUACCACACUUGCCAUACUGAUCUUCUGUGAUUCAUUUAUGUUCUGAAAGGUCACCCACUCACUUUUAUUUGAUUAAAUUUUGGUGCCUGAAUGCGUGGACCACAAUGGAACCACAUGACACGGGGUCCAUCUCAUUGUGGAUUGGAUGUAGUUAAGAGAACGAAUGUGGCCAGUAAUAAAGAUUAAUGCUGGUACGUCCCAGGACCUAACCCUUCACCCACUGCAGUCAUCACGCUCCCGUUUGGAUUAGACAGCAGAGGAAGUUUUAAUAGUGACAUUUACAUGGACGAUGAAAGUCAAAGGGUGAAGAAAACCUUGUUACCAGUUCAUGUAUUCUCAGUUACCAGAAUGGUGUGACGCACAGGUUGCCUUGCAUGUUGUUGCCUUUCUGUUAAGUCACGCUUGUUGAACACCGUCCUACUCUUAAGUAGGUUCCUCUUGGGUUGGUGUUAAGGGUCAUUGUCAACCUGAUCAGCUGAUGUCAGAUAGAGAUCAAUACAGUUUGAAAAGAAAGUCUCUUUUAGCAGUAGAAGAACAUCUGAUUAUCAGUGGCUGCAUUUGGAUUAGGUAGAGUGUCUUUUCCUAAACCUCUUUGCUUGACCUCAGUCGAAAUCGUCAUGAGGUCAAGAAAAGAUGUGAAGGAGAAUAAGUAAGGAUCAAGAAAAAAAGGCAACCACGGUGCUAAGAGAAUCAGACUGUACUCACACUUGUGUCACCAGGAGUUGUGGUACAGCAUUAUCUGCUCAAUGGUUCAGCAUGUAUGCUAUAUUGAAGUAGAUAAGAAAGGAAGUAUUGAAUCUCCUUUCCUAAGCAUUUAGAGUAUUUGGCGAGCUUGCAUCAUGGCUGCCACUUGGAUAAUUAAAUGUCAUCUCAGUUAGGAACCAUCUUAAGCAACAACAAAAAAAGACUAUUCCACUGCAGCUAACAUUUCCGGUGCAAAUCUCGCAGUGACUGCUUUGAUUUCGGUUUCAGCUUGAGUGUGAACAGGGUGGAGGAAAGCACUUUUGAGAUGAACCACUGUGCACAUCUGGAUCACUGGUGCUCCUCUGUGCCUCAGCAGAUUUGUGGGGGAUCUUUGAUGAAUCACAACUACCAUACACGGGCCCAUUAUUCUGCUUUCUCUGCAAACUCAGUCCUUAAAUCGGUUCCUUGGUGCUUAUGUUUUGUUUGCGUCCGUUUUUCACUUGAAUGUAGCAUAACUUUUAAUUGAAUGCUGCUGACUUGAAUUGGCAUAUUUUUGUAUUUGGGAGCACCAUCCUUCAUUUGUGAACAUCCACAGCAAUUAAUUUUUUUCAUAAGAUGCAUUGUUUGCUACAAAUCCUUCUUCUUUGUCAGUUCUCAAAUAACAUCAUCAACACAUGCGUUUGAUUUCUUUGGUUUGGUGAAACGAGAUUUGGAAAGACAUCAGAUUCUAUCACCUCGUGACCACAUUGGCCCCGAAGUGUACUUGAUCUUCCUCCAGUCUCCAUCAAUUUUGAGGACAAGUUUGUGAUUGAUGCUGACGAUGUUCAUCUGUUUGCCCCAUAAUUAUAACACAUUUGAGUCUCGGUUUGUUUUGUAUGUGCCAUAUCCCAGGAUGCAGCUUCAGAGUCAUGGUUGAGCCUGUUGAUGAAUGUGUCGGUGCUGGAGAAGUCAUAGGAGCUGGUCCUCAUAUUUCGGCUUUUUACAGUGUUCAGUUUCCCCACAGCAUUUCUGAAAAAUGCUUUUUGAAAUCUGAAAUAAAACAAAUGGUGUUUAAACAAA
This is a messenger RNA of Acanthopagrus latus (yellowfin seabream), 5667 nucleotides long. RefSeq names its product transmembrane protein 39A (gene tmem39a). The transcript is spliced from 10 exons. Gene Ontology annotation, biological process: negative regulation of autophagosome maturation; negative regulation of autophagosome assembly. The coding region runs from base 386 to 1867 and encodes 493 amino acids. Lineage: Eukaryota; Metazoa; Chordata; Actinopteri; Spariformes; Sparidae. Gene Ontology annotation, cellular component: endoplasmic reticulum membrane. The record is from RefSeq and is a predicted model, not a curated record.